Messenger RNA from Hyla sarda, 2421 nucleotides. It is a transcript of the gene TRPV3, whose product is annotated as transient receptor potential cation channel subfamily V member 3. The record is from RefSeq and is a predicted model, not a curated record. NCBI's taxonomy places the organism in Eukaryota, Metazoa, Chordata, Amphibia, Anura, Hylidae. Gene Ontology annotation, cellular component: membrane. The transcript is spliced from 18 exons. Gene Ontology annotation, molecular function: calcium channel activity; protein binding. Gene Ontology annotation, biological process: calcium ion import across plasma membrane. The coding region runs from base 46 to 2388 and encodes 780 amino acids.
CGCUCCUCUGUGCUCCGUUGCCAUGGGCGCACGCAUGGGAUAAAGAUGAGUAAAAACGAAGGCGUGCCGCUUCUAACCAAGGACAGGAUUCCACCGGGGACUCCUCCCAGGACACAUAAACUUCAAGACAAUGGCCUGAAGAAGAGUGAUACAACCGAUUUUCCUGUUGUGCCAAGUAAAAUUUCAUUCCCUGUGUUCUCCAGACCUAUGGACUCCAACAUAAAGCCUUGUGACAGCAGAAAAAGUGAGGAUAUCGAUUCUCCACAAACCCCUCGGGAAGUGACAGAUUAUUUGUUAAAACAAUAUAAUAAUGGCCCCGACUCACUAAACCCAAAGAAAACUGCAAAAAAGCCAGCGAAAAGUUUAUUGUUUAAAGCUGUAUCUGAAGGAGAUGUGGACUCGCUGAAUAGACUUCUUCAAGAAGCUAAAGAUUCCUCAUCCACAUUUACAGAGAAAGCAGCACAAGAUUUCUUCAUGUACAAAUUAACAUCAAAGGACACAGGGAAAACCUGUUUGAUGAAAGCAUUGCUGAACAUCAAUGACUACACCCCAGAGAUUGUAUGCAUCCUGCUGUCAUUUGCUGAGGAGAAUGGCUUCCUGGACAGGUUCAUUAAUGCUGAGUACACAGAAGAAAAUUAUAAAGGUCAGACAGCAUUGAAUAUAGCAAUUGAGAGGCGACAAAGUGACCUGGUGAAGUGUUUAAUCAGAAAAGGGGCUAAUAUCAAUGUACUUGCACAGGGACGAUUCUUUAUUCCAAAGUAUAAACAUGAAGGGUUUUAUUUUGGUGAAACACCAUUAGCACUUGCUGCAUGUACCAACCAACCAGAUGUGGUGCAGCUUCUCAUGGAGAACAGCCAGACCGAUGUCACCAUCCAGGACUCUUUGGGCAACACCGUUCUUCAUGCCUUGGUGACUGUUGCAGAGAAUUCAGAAGCACAAAACGCCUUUAUAAUACGCAUGUACGACACAAUCCUAAGAACCUGUAAGAACAAGUCUUUGGAGAGUAUUGAGAAUAAUGAAGGCCUCACUCCAAUGCAACUGGCAGCUAAAACAGGAAAGACUGAGAUUCUUCAUUACAUACUCAGUCGAGAAAUAAAAGAAAAGGAAAAUAGAGUGCUCUCCAGGAAGUUCACAGAUUGGGCUUAUGGACCCGUAUCAUCUUCCUUAUACGACUUAAAAGACGUAGACACUAGCUCCAGGAAUUCAAUACUUGAAAUUGUGGUUUACAACACCGGCAUUGAUAAUCGCCAUGAGCUUUUGGCUUUGGAACCCCUCCAUACUCUUCUUCAACUGAAAUGGAAAAAGUUUGCAAGAUACAUGUUCUUUAUGUCUUUUCUUCUAUCAUUCACCUACAAUGUCGUCCUUACAUUAGUUUCCUACUAUCGACCACGUGGAGAACAGGCUCUGUAUCCCUUAAGUCUCACAUAUGAUCGAGGAUGGCUCCAGCUAGUCGGACAAAUGUUUAUUAUUGUUUGUGCCACAUACCUUAUGAUCAAAGAGGGUGUGGUCAUUUUCUUAGUGAGGCCAUCAGACCUUCGUUCAGUUCUGUCGGAUGCCUGGUUCCAUGUCCUCUUUUUCAUCCAAGCGAUCCUGGUUAUAGCGUCAGUCUUCUGUUAUCUUUUUGGCGUCAAAGAAUAUCUGGCAUUUCUUGUCUUAGCCAUGGCACUUGGAUGGGCAAACAUGUUGUAUUACACAAGAGGAUUUCAGUCCCUGGGAAUAUACAGUGUUAUGAUCCAAAAGGUCAUCUUGAAUGAUGUUCUGAAGUUUUUAUUUGUCUACAUUUUGUUUCUUUUUGGAUUUGGAGUAGCUCUUGCUUCUCUCAUUGAAAACUGUGCUGAUGGAGAUGAAUGCAGCGCCUACAAGAGCUUCAGCACGGCCAUUGUGGAACUUUUCAAGCUGACGAUAGGGCUUGGAGAUCUGGAGAUGCAGCAUGACUCUAAGUACCCGGUCCUGUUCCUUCUUCUUCUGAUCGCUUACGUUAUACUGACAUUUGUGCUUCUCCUGAAUAUGCUGAUUGCAUUGAUGGGAGAAACUGUGGAAAAGAUCUCUAAAGAAAGUGAACACAUAUGGAGAAUACAGAGGGCUAGGACAAUACUGGAGUUUGAGAAGAGUUUACCAUUGUGGGUAAAGAGUAGAUUUCAGCUUGGAGAAUCAUGUACCGUCUCCAAAAAUGACAACAGAGCAUGUUUAAGAAUAAAUGAGGUGAAAUGGACAGAAUGGCACAACCAUGUUACCUGCAUAAAUGAAGAGCCCGGCUUUGAAAUGCAUCCUGGGACAAGCUAUGCCAACUUGAAUAUCGAGGAUGAAGCAGAUAGUUACGAGAGAGACCGACCGGUUACAAUCGAUUUCAGAGAUUCAACAGAUGAAACCUUCGAGACCACAGUUUAGAAUGGGAGAAUAAUAUACAGAAGCAAAAGCCAA